CCACCUAGAGAGAAGGAGGGGAGAGAGAGUGUGUGAGUAUCGAAGUUCCAUGGACUUCUUUCCUUAAACGGAGUUUUCUGAAAUCAAGACGUUGAAGAGCCUGUAAAUCUCUGUAUGGGUGAGGAGGAUUCAAAGACUGAAGUGCCAGAGACAGCAACAAAUGGGAAUUGUCUGCUGGAUAAGGCAGAUGAAGCUGUGACUAAGAAAGAGCAGGAAAUUGAUGGUGUGAAAGAAAUGGAAGAAGAUAAGAAAGGCAUGACUGAGAAAAUGGAUGAAGACCAACACACAAAUGAAGGCAAAGAAAUCAAUGGCAUGGCGGAAAAAGUAGAAGAAGAGAAGGAGGAACCAAAGGCAGAAUCUAUGGAAGAAGAUAGUGGUCCAAAAGAAGAUCAGGAUACUGAAGAGAAAGAGGAACCAAAGUCUGAAUCAAUGGAACAAGAUACUGGCCCAGCAGAAAACCAGGAUACUGAACAAAAAGAAGCAGCAAAAGAAAAGGCAGAAGAGAAGGUUGAAGGGUCUGAUGCUGAAAAAGAAGAGAAGGUUGAUGGGUCCGAUGCUGAAGAAGAAGAGAAGGUUGAUGGGUUCGGUGAAGAUGAAGAAGAAGAAGAAGAAGAAGAAGAGAAGGUUGAUGGGUCCGGUGCUGAAGAAGAAGAAGAAAAAAAGGUUGAUGCAUCCAGUGCUCAAGAAGAAGGGAAGGUUGAUGCGUCCGAUGCUGAACAAGAAGAGAAGACAGAAAACAAUGAGGAAGAGAAAGGGACAAAUAAACGUGGGAAACAAAGGGGUGGUAGUCGGAAGAAGGGUGCUAGGGAGAAAGUGAAAGCCAAUAGGAAGGCUGUGAAGGAGAAGGAGGAGCCAGAGCAAAGAACACCUGCUACUGAUCGCCCCAUACGAGAGCGGAAAUCUGUUGAAAGGCUGGUGGCAUCUAUAGAGAGAGAUGCUUUCAAGGACUUCCAAAUUGAAAAGGGUCGUGGCACGCCCCUGAAAGAUAUACCUAAUGUGGCAUUUAAAUUAUCGAGAAGAAAGAUUGAUGACACAUUCAAAUUGCUUCAUUCGAUUCUCUUUGCAAGGAGAGGGAAGGCAGUUCAGAUCAAGAAUAAUAUAUCUCGUUUUUCUGGUUUUGUAUGGCAUGAAAAUGAGGAAAAGCAAAAGACAAGAGUAAAUGACAAGCUCGACAAGUGUAAUAAAGAGAAAUUGUUGGAAUUCUGUGAUAUAAUGGACAUAUCUGUUGCCAAGGCUACUACAAAGAAGGAAGAUAUUAUUACAAAGUUGAUGGACUUUUUGGUGGCCCCUCAUGCCACAACAGAUGUUCUUCUUGCAGAGAAGGAGAAGUCAAGUAAGGGCAAAAAGCGCAAGAGGGUGGCCAAAACUUCACCAAAAUCUGGAAUUGUAUCUUCAAAACGUUCAGCAAAGUCUUCAAGAAAAACUGAGGAUGCGUCGAAGCCAGGGAAAAAGAGUACAGUUGAUACAGAAGAUGAUUCAGAAGAGGAAGUUGAAGAAAAGGAUGAUGAAGAACAUGGAGAAGAGGAAAACAGGAACAUUGUUGCUGAAAAGUCGGAUGAUGAGAUGCUUGAGCAUUCUGAAAGUGAGAAGAGAGAUGAAUCUGAAGAUAAUGCUGAAGAGGACGCUGGGAAAAAGAAAAGCAGUUCUAAAUCUCCAGCUAAAAAGAAGGAACCUGCUGGAAAGUCCAGAACAAAAAAGAUCACAGACACAGUGUCAAAUAAAACUCGUACACCACUGAAAAGAACACCUAAAAUAUCAAAAUACUCGAAGGCUGAUGAUGACAGUGAUGCAAGUCCAAAGGUUUCCUCAAGGAAGAAGAUUGAGAAAGUAGUGAAGGAGAAAUCAUCAACUCCAAGGAAAUCUGCAUCAAAGGAGAAAACUGGUAAAAAUGCUAGAAAAGGGAAGGAGAAAGCGAAAGUGAAUAAGCCUUCGAGUGAUGAUCAGCUUAGAAAAGCCAUAUGUGAUAUUCUUAAAGAAGUGGACUUCAAUACUGCUACAUUCACUGACAUUCUGAAGCAACUUGCUGGGCGGUUCAAUACAGAUCUUACCCCAAGAAAGUCAUCCAUAAAGCUCAUGAUCCAGGAAGAACUUACAAAACUAGCUGACGAGGUGGACGAUGAGGAUGGAGAAGAUGCAGCAGCUGCUGGCCAAGAGAAUGAAGCCUCACCUGCUGAGGUGAAGGUCCAGUAAUUGUUAGUUAACAAUGCUCUCUUCUUCGAUCUUUUCAGCUGUUGUCUAUGUACGGUUUAGGCACUUACAAAAUAACUAAAGUCUAUUUAUUGUCUGAAAGCAAAGUAGGAUUUCUUAGAAAACUAUAAGAGGAAGUGAAGCUACUAGGGCAAGGUCACCGUGCUGCAGUUUCGUAGUUGUUUUAACUUGUUACUUUUGUACACAUGAACAUGUAUUGUAGGAAUUAUUGCCAUGUAUAAUGCGACUAUCCUUUUGUAUGGGUUU
Messenger RNA from Tripterygium wilfordii, 2454 nucleotides. Its product is annotated as DNA ligase 1. Gene Ontology annotation, biological process: chromatin organization; regulation of double-strand break repair. The transcript has 12 exons. The record is from RefSeq and is a predicted model, not a curated record. Gene Ontology annotation, molecular function: histone binding; DNA binding. Gene Ontology annotation, cellular component: nucleus. NCBI's taxonomy places the organism in Eukaryota, Viridiplantae, Streptophyta, Magnoliopsida, Celastrales, Celastraceae. Bases 115 to 2190 code for a protein of 691 amino acids.